Neurospora crassa OR74A is the source of this 801-nucleotide messenger RNA. Its product is annotated as assembly factor cbp-4. NCBI's taxonomy places the organism in Eukaryota, Fungi, Ascomycota, Sordariomycetes, Sordariales, Sordariaceae. Gene Ontology annotation, biological process: mitochondrial respiratory chain complex III assembly. Bases 210 to 587 code for a protein of 125 amino acids. Gene Ontology annotation, cellular component: mitochondrial membrane. The record is from RefSeq and is a predicted model, not a curated record. The transcript has 4 exons.
AACUGAUUGACCGAAGCUUUGAGAGCUCAGACCCGAAUUCUACUAUCAUUGACGACGUCACUUUGAUAACUUAUUUGCGCGGAUCUCACCAAACGCAAAUCUCAUCACAAACUCUCCCUGCUCACUAAUUAGCAGCAGGAGAAGCUGCAGUUAUCUCGGGUCUUGGCAUCAAAGCACCUCAUCAAGCACUCAAAAAGAUCACUGCAAGAAUGGCCGCCAAAAAGCCAGUCAACUGGUGGCUCUGGACCAAGAUGUUGCUCGGUGGAGCAGCAAUCUGCGUCGGCGGUCCUGCAUUCACCUACUGGCUCACCCCGACAGACGAGGAGCUCUUCCAAAAGUAUAACCCGGAGCUGCAGAAGAGGAGUCUGGAGAGGCGGUUCGAGCGUCAGCAGGAGUUUGACGACUUUGUCACCAAGUUGAAGGAGUACUCCAAGUCUGAUAAGCCAAUCUGGACGGUUCAGGCCGAGGCCGAGGAAAAAGAGAGACAGCAGCGGGCGUCGGUGCAGAAGAGUCUGGCAUUGGCGGAUGAGGUGAAGGCUAGGAAAGAGGCUAUGAGGCGUGAGGCCGGUCUUCCGCUUGAGAAGUAGUGGUUAGGCUAGCUUUACGUUGGGAAGUGGUCAUACGUAGGCGGUUUGGGUUGUAACAUCAUGAUUCUGUACAAAACUACUGUGUAUUCUAAGAUGGGUAUUGAAAGAGAAGGCGUUCAAAAGGGUCUUGGGUUUUUAGGACGGAGAUGAUUAGCUUUUGGUUCCAAAGUCCCAUGGUCUCGAAGUUGUGCAAUAUCACGAUGUUCUCUGGAAA